AUUUUACUCUCUAUGAUCUAUUUUUGUGAUCAAAACUUGAAAAUAGUCUAUUUAGGAAAAUUGCCAUUUAGUUUAUAAUAAAUUAAUAACCUAGUGUUGUUACCAUUUUAAAAUUUUGUGUUUUUUCUCAACAUAGCUGAAGUUGUCUACUAAGAAUCAGUCUUGAUUCUUGCCGGUAAAUCUUGCCAGUAAAUUUGGUACAAGUAAAUCUUGCCAAGCGUGGAUCUUCAUAGUACGGUUCAGGUGAUGCAGUUAGACGUAGAUCUUCAGAAAGCAGGUAGUAUUGUCGGUUGUCGAAUCGUCUAUGUAAUUUUUUUCAUAUCAUAAUUGUAACAUCAUAAUAAAUCAGUUUAAAAAAAAAAAGAAUGAGUCUUGAUGAAUAGACUUAAUGGUUAUCAAGUUUAUGCACUGAAGACAUAGCAAGCUACAUUCUCAUCCGCCGGCUGAUGUAUGUCUCCUUCUCGAAGUACUAAGAAUAUAUAAGACAACACAAGAGUCAUUGUGAUAAACCAGUAAAAUAUUGUGGAGCCAUGGCGGGCAUUGAGACUCUCGACCUAGAGAUCCAAGUAAACAUGCCGGCCGAUAGAUUUUUCAACAGUUUCAAGAAUAAGAAAGGAAGUUUCACAGACAAGACAGAAGCAGUUUCUAUUUAUCAUGAUGAUACCAACUACAACUCCUCGAUUCAGAUCUGGAAUCUCAUCGUAGAUGGAAAGAUGGAGCAGAUUAAGGAGAAGACAGAGGUUGAUGAAGAGAACAUGUCGGUUUCUUUCUUAGCUAUGGAAGGAGAUGUGUUGGAGCAGUACAAGAGCUAUAAGAUAACACUUGACGUUGUUCCUAGAGAUGAUGGAGUUUGUAUUGCCAAGUGGAAAUGGGAAUACGAGAAGCUAAACGUCGACGUUCCUCCCCCUACUAAAUACAUCGCAUUCGUUGCUGAUUACACGCGUGAACUCGAGACUAGGUUGUUGUCUGAAUCAUAAACAUCUCAUCAACGUCUUCGAGUUUCCUUGUUAAAAUAAAUCAAGUCUUGUUAUGCAAGAAUCUUUAUUUUCCUUUUGGUUCCUCUUGGGACUUGUUUACAGUUGUUAAUAAUGUAUGUAUGACCUUACCAUACUUGACAUUAAAUCUGAUUGAUUUCUUGUUUUCAGACAACAUUUUAGAAUCAUUGAGUUUACCGUGAUCAUGUUUAAUUCGUAUAUUUGGUACACCGUUUAUAAGUACCUCUUAUAUUGCUUGCUUGAUACG
Messenger RNA from Brassica napus (rape), 1242 nucleotides. Its product is annotated as MLP-like protein 34. NCBI's taxonomy places the organism in Eukaryota, Viridiplantae, Streptophyta, Magnoliopsida, Brassicales, Brassicaceae. The record is from RefSeq and is a predicted model, not a curated record. The transcript is spliced from 2 exons. Gene Ontology annotation, biological process: defense response. The coding region runs from base 531 to 977 and encodes 148 amino acids.